GAAAUCUCAAAAUGGUUUAGUUAACUCAGCAACAACUAAUUAUUUAAAUAUAAAACAAGAGGAAGAUGAAGAAUCUAUCAUUGUAUCAAAUAAUUCAGAAUUUGUAAUGUUAUCAAAUAUUAGUUUAAAUAAUGGUUUUAUGAUAUUACGACGUAUUGCAAAUCAUCCAUUUUUAACCAUUGAACGACCGUCAUCGUCAUCACACACAAAAUUAUCAAACAGUUUUAAUAGUGAUUUAAAUCUAGAUUUCAAAGGAAAUGAAGCUUCUUGCAUGCUGACAUUUGAACAGAAAGAAUUAAUUGAAUCUAGUGGCAAGACAUUGUUGCUUGAUCGUCUUCUUCAAAAACUCAUCAAAUCGGGACACAAAGUCGUAAUUUUCUCUCAAUUCACAGCAAUCUUAGAUUUAUUAGAAGAGAUGUUCGAUGCACGAUUAUGGUCUUAUGUUCGAUUAGAUGGUUCAACUAGAUUGAAUGAUCGUCAAGAUGCUAUACGUCGUUUUAAUGAUGAAAGCAUUGAACAAUUACCAAUAUUUUUAAUAUCAACAAAAGCUGGUGGUUGUGGUAUUAAUUUACAAACAGCUGCAGAUACUGUCAUAAUAUUUGAUUCUGAUUGGAAUCCACAAACCGAUUUACAAGCUCAAGAUCGUUGUCAUCGAAUUGGACAAACGAAACCUGUUCUUGUUAUUCGUUUAAUUACAAAUGAAUCAGUUGAUGAAAAUAUUUUACAACGAUCUCAAACAAAACGUUGGUUAGAACGUUUACUUCUGAAUCAUCGUAUAUCGAAUGUGAAUCCUUCAUUGUAUGACAAAUCAUUUAGCAAGGAUUGUCAAUCGUAUCAAUUAACUACUGAUCCUACUACUACUACUAAUAAUAAUAAUAAUGAUGAAGAUGAUGAUGAUGAUGAUAGUAAUAAUGAGAAGACAAACAAUCGAAUGAAUAAAUUCAAAAUAAACCGUCCAAAUGCCGAAGAACACUUUCAAACCAUACAAUUGAUCGAUGAUCAAUUAUAUGAGCAAGCGAAUUUGACAAAAUCCGAAUUGAUUGAUUUGUUAAAACAAAUUGAUUAUUCAACUAGUAAUAAUAAUAAUGUCACUGAUGCUUGUUCUUUAACUGAUGACGAAUUGAAUAAACUAUUAGAUAGAUCUGAUCUUAUUGAAGCUUGGACUAAACAUACCAAUAAUGAACAACACAUUGCGAAUGCUACUGAUCAACAACAAACCGAUUGUGACAAUUCUCGGCAUAACGAAUCUUUCAAUGAUCAGUUGAUUGAGUCAAACAAAAUUGGAACAGGUCAAAUUGUAAACAAAUCAAAUGAUCAAACCCUAGACAACCUGUGAAUAUUAUACAAGAAGGAUAGACAAGGAUUGACUUAUUGUGAAAAUGAUUCUUAAUUUCUAUUGCUGUUUGUUUGUUUACAUUUUUGUUUUCAAUGUUAAAAAACUAAUUUCAAGGCUUUUUAUAAACCGAUUCUUGUGUGAUUAAACGUUAUCAUGUUUUUUGUUCUUACCAAAAAGAUUGAUUUUC
This is a messenger RNA of Schistosoma turkestanicum, 1523 nucleotides long. NCBI's taxonomy places the organism in Eukaryota, Metazoa, Platyhelminthes, Trematoda, Strigeidida, Schistosomatidae. The record is from the annotation of a GenBank genome assembly.